Gadus macrocephalus (Pacific cod) is the source of this 860-nucleotide messenger RNA. It is a transcript of the gene pfdn5, whose product is annotated as prefoldin 5. Gene Ontology annotation, cellular component: cytoplasm; prefoldin complex. Lineage: Eukaryota; Metazoa; Chordata; Actinopteri; Gadiformes; Gadidae. The coding region runs from base 89 to 553 and encodes 154 amino acids. Gene Ontology annotation, biological process: protein folding; regulation of DNA-templated transcription. The record is from RefSeq and is a predicted model, not a curated record. The transcript has 6 exons.
GCUGCUCGCACAACGCGCAGCCGCCCCGCCGCUCGGCUUAACCCGGACACGCUCCUGUUUGGUAGCCUCGCCUCCUCACGCUUCCAACAUGGCGGUCAAUCUGACUGAGCUUUCUCUUCAGCAAUUGGAAGGACUAAAAACUCAAUUUGAUCAGGAGGUGGAGUUCCUGACAUCAUCGAUAGGUCAACUCAAAGUGGUGCAGACCAAGUAUGUGGAGGCCAAAGAUAGUCUUAACGUCCUGAACAAAAGCAAUGAAGGAAAAGAACUGCUCGUUCCUCUGACCAGCUCUAUGUAUGUCCCGGGAACACUGAACGACGUGGAGCACGUUCUCGUUGAUGUGGGGACAGGAUACUAUGUGGAGAAGAAUGUGGACGACUCCAAAGCAUUCUUCAAACGCAAAAUAGACUUCCUCACAAAGCAGAUCGAGAAGAUCCAGCCGGCGUUACAGGAGAAGCACGGCAUGAAGCAGGCCGUGAUCGAGGUUAUGAACAUCAAGAUCCAGCAGCUACAACAGAGCCAGCAGGCCUCACAAGCAGUGGCUGCUAAAGCCUGAUGACCUGGGGCCCAUCUGCUGAGUCAAUGGACUCGUGUGAAUAUCUGCCUGGACAAUAUCACCAUCCACAUUUAAUAGAAUAAUUGGAAAGUUCACAAGAAUACAUAAAAUGUUUUUAUUUCUGUAGAGACAGGGACACGUUUUACUCAGUUUAUCCAACAUUGGCGUUAUGUUCAAAUAAAGAAUCGUAUACUAUGACGGUUAGUUCAGGAUUUAAUUUAAGUGUACUUAUUGAACUUAAAAAGAAACGAUCCAAAAUCUUUAUCUUGGGCAAGUUAUUUGAAAUAAACUGAUCGAAUGAACAACA